UAUUAUUAAAAUGAAAUGAUUUUAUUUAUUUAUUUAUUUCUCGCGCUGUCGCGCUGUGCGGUGCGUAUUCUGUUUGUGGGCCGGUCGCCACGUGGUCUAACUCCGGCCGACAAAACCGGGCCGCCAGGCUGGUGCUUGACUCGGCGGGCCCAUCCCGAGGCGGUCUUCCCUUCACCUGGGUGGAGGGACCGCUACAACCGACGGCGUACCGGAUUCGUCGCCCUCCCAAACCGCUAUAAAUCCAGAAACGCUUUGUACCGGCGACAUAUCACUGGAUCGAAGAGGAAACAAGAGCAGCUGCCCGAGGGCGGAGGCGGAGGCCAAUCGGAUCACAUAGCCACCCUCCAAACCUCUCUCCCCCUCCUCCUUGUUCUUCUCGCAGAGAAGGAAGAGGCAGCGAGAGAGAUCGCAGGGUGUGUUGCUUGCUUUCCGACUCGCGGCGGCAGAUCUCGGAGGCAAAUGGCAGGGAUUCCUAGGGCUUCGCUUGGUCUUGCGGCCAUCAUGGUCCUCGCCUUGGCGAUCUUCGCGCCGUCCGUCCGAGCCAAUGCCCCCGCUCCCGCACCCACCAGUGACGGUACAUCAAUUGACCAGGGCAUUGCUUAUCUUCUGAUGUUGGUGGCCUUGGUUCUGACCUACCUCAUCCACCCCUUGGAUGCCUCCUCCCCCUACAAGCUCUUCUAAGGCUCUUGGGAGUGUACAUUUUCUGCUUGUGAGGGAGAGAAUGCGUUUGGCUUGUGUUGAUUGUAAUUUGGGACCGUGUGGUUGAGUAGUGUUGGAUUUGAACUUUAAUAGAUCCAUCAUCUUGAUUCUUGUU
Molecule: messenger RNA, 814 nt
Organism: Zingiber officinale
Lineage: Eukaryota; Viridiplantae; Streptophyta; Magnoliopsida; Zingiberales; Zingiberaceae
Exons: 2
Coding region: 16-681 (221 amino acids)
Source: RefSeq, a predicted model, not a curated record